AUGCCUCUGCCUAUGUGCUUCGCUCUUCUCCCUCGGCCUACGGAUGCCUCACCUAUUCAGGAUUCAUACCCAUACUGUGCCAACGCAAUACCAUCAAGGGUAGGUAGUCAGCAUGGCAGACUGAUAGCUAUCCGACGAGGCCGAGCCAGGGUGGUUCGGGGAUGCCACUGUGUAUUAUUGUGUCUGGUAGAUGAAGUGCGGCUCACCCGGCCAAUCAGCUCAAGUCAGCAGAUGCUCAUCCGCGAUUGCCGACCUGCCGCCAUUCUCUAA
Molecule: messenger RNA, 270 nt
Organism: Colletotrichum tamarilloi
Lineage: Eukaryota; Fungi; Ascomycota; Sordariomycetes; Glomerellales; Glomerellaceae
Exons: 1
Coding region: 1-270 (89 amino acids)
Source: RefSeq, a predicted model, not a curated record